AGUGAAUAUGAGCUGUGUUGUGGCGUACUGACAUAUAGAAUAAGUGCAAUUCACUGCAUCGUGGUGUGGUGGACGAAUCUCGGGUGGUCAGCAACAGGGGACAUGGUCACUUGUCCUCAUCUCUCAAUCUGUCUCCAAUUUGUCUCUCCUCAUUCAACUUCCCUCUUUUCUAUCUACACGAUAGCCCCAGGAUAGAGCUAAAAUCUGUACUAUAUCAUCAUUCCUUCUUUUAGUCUGCUUUUCGGAAAGCCCGAAGAUACUCAUACCAGUGGCCACCACUUGCACAUGGUGACGCAUAUUGUUGUUAUUAUGAACCUGUGAUUGCAAUUGCUCUCCAUUCCAACUCGUUAUAGAUCGACCUCAACUUCUGAAAUGGCUUCUAGCGCGUUUGCAGAAGGGGCCCCUCCACCAUCAGAGGAAUCUGGCAGCGCCCCGGCCAACAUUGCCCUUCAUGUCCUCAGUCCUUCGUUGCCUCCUCCCAGUCGCUUUACCCUCAACGAUUUACCUCGUUCGACCACAGUGACCGACUUAAAGACUCGUAUUUCGCAAUCGAUACAGAGCCAGCCAUCCCCAGGGAGCCAGCGCUUGAUAUAUCGGGGAAAACCUCUCAUGAAUCAGAAUGAGACGUUGCAGACUAUCCUUGAACCGCCAGACGAGUCGGAAUACUCAAUACAUCUGGUCCUUCCUCCAGCUCCUGCACCUUCUGCUCCUUCCUCUGCGGACUCGCCAUCGGCCGCGCCUGCCCCAACUCAAGAGGCAAACCCCAUCAAUCCUAUGCGCAAUCCCUUCUUCGCGACCAAUGCCACUCGACUUGCUGCACCGAAUCUUCCAAAUGCUCAAGGAAUCAGAUUUCGAGGAAAUGCGCCAACGCCCCCUAGAGCAAACGAAGCGGACUUGACACAGUUGAGGCCUACAAUUGAGGCGAUCCGCCGACAGGUAGAACAGUUAGAAAGAGGCGGAAACCAGCAGGCACGACCAGUGUCGCAGGCAACCGCGACCAACCCGUCUGGUUCUCACGUGCAGUCACCAUCUUUUCCGCAGCAGGCUGCCUGGCAGCGAAUGUCACACGGCUUCUCAAAUCCAUCGAUUUCUGCUAUACCACAGCAUCCUUCAUCAGUUACCACCACUAAUUCUUCGUUACAUUUCAACAUGCCGUCGACUAUGCCUUCGACUACAUCAUCAACUGCGAGAUCGUCAGUCGCAGAAAGUGACCUUACGGACUUUACCGAUAACCAGCAACUCCAGCUGCAAAUCCUACGCCAUCAGAUCGCACUAGGCGAGGACCAGCUUAGCCGGGGGAUCGCACCUCCGUUUGACCAUAUCGUGCGAUUGCGAACCCAGUUAUUCCAAAUUCUCGAUGAUCAAUAUCGCAACCCACUUGCUCGACGUGAUGGAUCCGUGGAGUCGUUGCUCACCCGCGUCUCCAACAUGUACAAUCGAGCGGAUCAGCUCCGUAUUCUGCAAGCGCGAUCGAGCAUCAGUCUGCAAAACAACCUUGGAAGUUCUGUCAUGAAUCCCGAUCCCUCGACAGCACCUCUAUACCUACUUUCCUCGCCAGACGGCCACCAAAGCAUUAUAACCUCACCAGGUGGAACAGGGACGAUCCAGGCAGCACUCCGCGCAGCACAUAUGCCUACGACAACCACAUUUACCCGCACCACUGGACAAGCACCCGAAGCGCACGCGCAACCAAAUCCAGCUGUUAUGGAGAACGUUGUCCGUCAAGCUGUCCUUAACCACCAACUCCAUAACCAAGAUCACCAACUUGGACUUGCCCGGACCAUUAGGCGAAUGUGGCUGUUCAUCCGGUUAUACUUCUUCUGCUACAUGUUUAGCGAACCUGGUACUUGGACGCGAAUCUUCUUUGUCUGUUUAGCUGCCAUGAUUUCACUAUUGUCAGAUACGGGCAUCCCGCAGCAGUUAUAUAAUAUGUUCGUCGCCCCUGUCCAGCGCCAUAUGGAAGGAGUCAUUCAGAUUCCCCGACUUCGACGACCUUCUGCCAGCCAGAACGCCGCGGACCCCACAAGACAACCUACCAGAGACAACCACCGCGAAGCUCAACCUGCCGGACUGCGACACAAUGUCAGACGAGUGGAACGAUCUCUCCUGUUUUUCAUGGCCAGUUUGAUCCCCGGCGUCAGCGAGCGAUAUGUCGAGGUCAACAACGCAGUCGUAGCAGAAAACGCUCAACGUGAACGUGAAGAGGAGGAAACCCGUCGUCGACAGGAAGAAGCCGACCAGCCUGACGCGGGUGCCGACAAUAUGGAUCAAGAGACGGCCACUCCUCAUGCUCAUCCGGAACGAACCGUGACGAAUGCGAAUGAAAGAUACACUGCGAUACCCCAAGAGGAAGAUAGAUAAGCAGAACAUGGAUUUUUCUUUUUUUUUUUCUUCUCAAAAUUUCUCUUCUUAAGCCUUUUUUUUGUUCUCAACAUUAGCGUGUUGUCGUUUUCUUAUACUUCUUUGUAUCUUAGCGUUGCGGAAUAGGG
This is a messenger RNA of Aspergillus glaucus CBS 516.65, 2489 nucleotides long. RefSeq lists its product as uncharacterized. The record is from RefSeq and is a predicted model, not a curated record. The coding region runs from base 373 to 2361 and encodes 662 amino acids. Gene Ontology annotation, biological process: endoplasmic reticulum unfolded protein response. The transcript has 2 exons. Gene Ontology annotation, molecular function: protein binding. NCBI's taxonomy places the organism in Eukaryota, Fungi, Ascomycota, Eurotiomycetes, Eurotiales, Aspergillaceae.